Messenger RNA from Pan troglodytes (chimpanzee), 1993 nucleotides. RefSeq lists its product as uncharacterized. The transcript is spliced from 6 exons. The record is from RefSeq and is a predicted model, not a curated record. The coding region runs from base 286 to 1818 and encodes 510 amino acids. NCBI's taxonomy places the organism in Eukaryota, Metazoa, Chordata, Mammalia, Primates, Hominidae.
UGGCGGGCAGCGGCACAAACCAAGAGCCUGUGUCCCUAUUGGUUAAAGCCCAGAGGCUUCACCCAACAAAGGGGGCGCUGGUUGGUGGAGGGGGGACCAAUGAGAAGGCUCGACACGGGUGUCGAAGGCGCGCGGAAGCCACCCGCUAUCGGGAACACGUACUUCCACCUGCCGUGAGGGCCACGGUGUCCUGAAGGCCUUGUUGUUCCUGUCCCCUGGCCUGCUUGGCUGGGCUUGGUUGGGCUCGACCGUCUCCCCAUAGGCCAGGGUGCCUGAACUGGCGCCAUGAGCUCCCCCGAUGAGGUGUCCGUUUGGGGGGCCGGUUUCGACCUGGAGGGUGGCGAGCAGGCUGGCACCUGCACAGUCAGCCCCGGAGCCCCACAGGGCCACAGCCGAGGACUCGAUCUGGGGGCACUGCACAGCAGCAAGGGCGAGAGCAGGUUCACAGAUCCCGAGGGCUUCAGCUUCGAGUCUGAGAGCGAAUUGAUAGAGCAGGGAAGGGUGGUGCUCUGGGGCCAGGAAGGCCGGCCUAGCACCCUGGUCGACGACCAAGGGGACGGUGUGGACUACUCGUCCUACCUGGUUGAUGAGGCAGCCGCCAUCAUGCCACCGUCCAGCAUCCAGGGACACCCGUUCCCUGAAGGCGCCACUACUGAAGGGUCCGCUGAAAACUGGGUGGACCUGGAGGUCGGUCCCAGUGGGAGAGGCAUGCUGAGCCCCAGCCCUGGAGAAUGGCAGCAGGCCUCUGCCGGCCCUCUCCACCUCAGUGUUCCUGAACCAGGCCGGGCCUGGAAGAACCCAGAAAGGGGCUCGAAGAGCAGAUGGAGCGUCCGCGUGGACCCCCAGCAGCCCUCUGUAAUAGGCCCCACCAGGAUGUCUACCCACGACUCUGAUUCCUCCAAUGAGACCAGUGACUUACCACUGAUGAUGGGCAUUCGCCACAAAGAAGGAAGCCAAGCCAAGUUCGGCAGCCACAAGAAGCCAGCAGACACAUCCAGACACUCAAGCUUCCACUGCAAGGAGAGUUACUUGCCCGUGCCAGGCCGUUUCCUGACCUCUGCUCCCCGCGGACUCACUCCAGUCGUGGAGAGGCCGGCUGUGGGAGAGCUGGAGGACUCUCCCGGGAAGAAAAUGCUGAGCAGGGCCUUGGGAAAGGUGGAGGCCAGGCCCAGCUGCUCAGGAGCUGCCACUGCAGGGGCCCUGCCCUGGGGCCCUUCUAAGAGGAAGAUGGCCCAGGAGAAGUCUCUAGGGGGUGCCUCUCAACUGGCCCUAUGGAGACCCUUUCCUGCCUGCGGAGAGAGACUCUCAGCCACUCCCCCAGGGCUGGCCACCUCCCAGCCAUUGCCUGGUGUGCGGCCGCAGGGGAUGUCCAAGAAACCCCAAAAGCCUAAGCACAGCAGCCCUGGGAAGAAACCAGCAGGAAGGAAGACCAGGGAGUCCCAGGCUGUGGCCAGAGAAGAUAAUGACCCAAAUAGAGAUGAGGUCCCAAGGGCCCAACUUCCCACACACAGGCCAGGACUGCCUCGCCUAUCCAUGCAUCGUGGAGAAUUCAGCAAUAGCGACCCCAACAUCAGAGCUCCCCAAGUUCCGGGGACUUCAGAGCCCUCUGCCUACAGCCUGGGAGGCCUCGUGCCCAGACGCCAUGCACCCUCUGGUGACUGGCAGCCACCUGUCCGUCCCCCAAGACUGGAAAGGCAGCAGCAGCCCCCGGGAGCCCAGGGCUGUCCUCGGUGCAUCCGGUUGCAGAGGGAAACUGAGGACCUUAGAGACCAACUAGCGGCCAUGCAGUUCCUCACUGACAAGUUCCAGGACCUUUGAAGUUGGAGCCAGCAUCUUCCUACAAGAUGAACAGCUGCCACCUUUGGAGCUCCGGAGCUGCAGCCAAGCGGGUUCCCUCCAUAUCCUGUUCAGCCAGGGCUUCCUCUCUUCCGCUGCAUUUGCCCCCUUCCCAACGCAGUUCAAAGCAAUUUGAAAUAAAGUCGUUCUCAUAUUC